UUACCACUAAUCUUAUCCAAACAAUAUUUAGCUAAUAUCUAAACAAAGAAUCCAAAAAUUUAGGAAAAUAAUUCUAAUAAAAGAACAUUAAAAUAAUAUAUUAAACAAAAAUAAAGAAUAAAUUUUUUACCAAUUGGCUAAGAAUUAAUUUUUUUUUUUUUUAGCAUUGGUACUCUAUGAAAAUGAAGGGAAAAGUAAUUGGAUUAGUAGUAUCAAUAAUCAUUAUUAUUGGUGUAGCCAUUGGUCUUGUAUUUUGUGUACGUCAUGCAUAUAAUUCAAAUCACCAACAUAAAGAUCCUUUAGCUUCAACCUCAAAGGCAGUCCAUGCAAUAUGUAGCCCAACUGAUUACAAAGAAGUAUGUGUUCAUAGCCUUGGUUCCGUUUCCAAAAACAAUCAAAGUGCAACAUUAUAUGAUUACAUUCAAGCUGCAAUCAAGUCGAAUGUCGAUGCGAUUCGACAAAGUAUCGAUAAAUCACAGCUGAUUGGGAAAAACGCAAAGGACCCAUUAAAUAAAAUGAGUUUUGACGACUGUAAAGAACUGUUAGAGCUUUCAAUAAACGAAUUACAUAUCGUUUUAAAUCAUACAAACGAUUCAAAUUUUUCAACGUUAAAGGAAAUGGAACACGAGAUUAAGAAUUGGUUAAGUGCUACUAUUUCGUACCAACAAUCAUGUAUAGACGGCAUUGAGAAAUUGAAUUUAAAGGAAGAAAUGAGUAAAGGACUUGAUCUUGCAUCUAAAUUGAGUAGUAAUAUGCUUGCUAUAAUGAGUGAAAUUGAUACAAUUUUAAGUAGUUUUGGGAUUGAAACAAAUGUUACUAUAAAUAGUAAACAAAAUUUGCAAAAAGAUGGUUAUCCAUUAUGGGUUACUAAAUAUAGAAAGUUAUUAGGAAGGAUUAAUACUAAUAAUCCUAUGCCUAAUGUAAUAGUUGCCCAAGAUGGAAGUGGACAAUAUAAGACAAUUUCUGAUGCAAUAAAAGCUUAUCCAAAGAAUUUAAAAGGAAGAUAUGUUAUUUAUGUCAAAGCUGGAAUAUAUAAUGAGCAAGUUUUAAUUAAUAAAGAUCAAAUUAAUAUUUUUAUGUAUGGAGAUGGACCUCGAAAGACUAUUGUUACAGGAAGAAAGAGUAAUCGUGAUGGUGUUAGCACUUAUCAAAGUGCUUCUUUUGCUGUUAUUGGAAAUGGAUUCAUUGCAAAGGCGAUGGGUUUUCAGAACACAGCAGGUCCAGAAGGACACCAAGCAGUAGCACUUAGAGUACAAGCAGAUAUGUCCGCAUUCUACAACUGCAGAAUGGAUGGAAACCAAGAUACCCUCUACGCACAAGCACAUCGUCAAUUUUACCGUAAUUGUGUCAUUUCCGGCACAGUCGAUUUCAUUUUCGGCGAUGCCAAUGUAAUCAUCCAAAAUUCACUAAUAAUCGUACGUAAACCAAUGGACAAUCAACAAAACACCGUAACUGCACAAGGCAAAAAGGAUCCUCGUGAAACCACAGGAAUCGUUAUACACAAUUGUAGGAUUGUGCCCGAACAGAAAUUAUACCCUGUUCGAUUUCAAAUUCCUACGUUUUUAGGUCGACCUUGGAAGGAAUAUUCAACGACGAUGAUAAUGCAAUCAACACUUGCUGAUUUUAUUCAACCGGCGGGGUGGAUGCCUUGGGCCGGUACAUUUGCUUUAGAUACAUUGAAUUAUGGGGAGUUUGGUAAUAGAGGCCCCGGUGCUGAUACUUCUAGGAGGGUAAGAUGGAAGGGUUAUCAUGUUGUUACUAAUAGGGAUGAGGCUAUGAGAUUUACUAUUGGUCCUUUUAUUCAAGGGCAAAAUUGGCUUCCUCUUUCUAGUAUGCCAUAUCUUGUUGGUUUAAAAAAUUAAGCUAACAUGAUGUAUGUAAUUAUGUGUAUAAUCUAUAUUUCUCAUGAAACUUAAGAUGCUUGCUUUUUUGUAUUCUUUUUCUU
Messenger RNA from Amaranthus tricolor (Joseph's coat), 1945 nucleotides. Its product is annotated as pectinesterase-like. The coding region runs from base 177 to 1862 and encodes 561 amino acids. Gene Ontology annotation, biological process: cell wall modification. The record is from RefSeq and is a predicted model, not a curated record. The transcript has 2 exons. NCBI's taxonomy places the organism in Eukaryota, Viridiplantae, Streptophyta, Magnoliopsida, Caryophyllales, Amaranthaceae. Gene Ontology annotation, molecular function: pectinesterase activity; pectinesterase inhibitor activity.